Cephus cinctus (wheat stem sawfly) is the source of this 4807-nucleotide messenger RNA. RefSeq names its product RING finger protein nhl-1 (gene tn). Gene Ontology annotation, molecular function: metal ion binding; protein binding; ubiquitin protein ligase activity. The transcript has 12 exons. The coding region runs from base 272 to 3967 and encodes 1231 amino acids. Gene Ontology annotation, biological process: proteasome-mediated ubiquitin-dependent protein catabolic process; protein polyubiquitination; negative regulation of translation. The record is from RefSeq and is a predicted model, not a curated record. Lineage: Eukaryota; Metazoa; Arthropoda; Insecta; Hymenoptera; Cephidae.
GGCUCGAACGACGAUUAGAUACUAGGAGAGGCACAGAGUAGUGGCAAAGUAAUAGAAGAGGAAGAAGAAGAAGACGAAGAGACUUAGAAGUGGCUGGCCAGAAAUAACUAAUAAGACAUUCACUCUGAAUCGGGCGGCCAUCCGGCCCGGACGAACGCGCUGAAAGCAGCGCCGGAUUUUGGUGGUGACAAAGUGCAAGAACAUCGGGGCCCUAUAGAGAGGGCCCCCAACGAGGAGAGUCCGCCGUAAGGCGGGUUAAAGAGAGGAGGAUAUGGAGCAGUUCGAGCAACUGCUGACCUGUGCGAUCUGCUUGGAUCGCUAUCGAAAUCCAAAGCUCCUGCCAUGUCAGCACAGCUUUUGCAUGGAGCCGUGCAUGGACGGCCUGGUCGACUACGUACGUCGUCAGGUCAAGUGUCCGGAAUGCCGUGCAGAACAUCGUAUACCCUAUCAGGGUGUCCAGGCAUUUCCAACGAAUGUGACGCUACAACGAUUUUUGGAAUUGCACAUCGAGAUCACCGGGGAAUUGCCCGAUCCUACCAGCGGUCAAACUAUGGAAAGAUGUGGCGUCUGUUCUGAGAAAAGUUAUUGCUCUCUGUGCGUGCAUUGCGACAAGAAAUGCUGCCCCGAGUGCAAGGAUGCACAUAUGGAUAUCCUGAGGCGGGAGAUAACGCGUAUCAAUUCACAGGUACGAAGGGGUCUACAUCGUCUACAGGAUGCUCUGGCUCUAGUAGAAAAAAACACCCUGGGCCUUCAGACCAACUGUGCAUCUGUAUCGGAAGAGGUAGACGAGAUCUAUAGAAGACUCAGUAAGGCCCUGAAGGACAGGACCGAGUAUCUCCGGAACGAGGUCGACCGGUACCUGGGAACGGAAUUGAGGGGCCUGAUCCAGUUGAAAGAAAACUUGGAACUGGAAAUUGCAAAUAUCCAAAGCAAUUGUGAUCUAGCCGAGGCGCACAUUAACGAGAAUGUAUCCUGGGACGAUGCGGAACUUCUUGACACAAAGGAACUCUUUCUACGUACCGUGGAGUUCAUUAGGAAUUUCGAGUACGAAGCUGGAGACUACAACCGUCGGGUACGUUUCGUAAUGGCACACGAUCCAAACCAGUUGGUACUUCACGUAGCAGGAUACGGAGAACUCAAUAUAAAACCGGAAACUGGAACCGGAGGUCUGCUGGGCAGCACGGGAGGUCUUGCUCCUCCAGGAGGUCCACCGGCGCUCAUGAGGAGCAAGAGCGACCAUCGUCUUGCGUCUCAGUAUCGUCAACAAGAAGAGGAACGUCUGGCGAGGAACCGAUACGUGCCCGAUUACGAGUACGACGCACCAGAGUAUGACGCGCCAAGGAACAAGUCGAAAUAUCGAAGCCGAUUCAUGCGGCAUCGAGACGGCGAAGAUUCCGACGGCGAUUCUAGGUCCACGGUGCGAUUCACCUCGACGGCCCAGGAACAGGCAGCUCUUCGGGAACGAGUGCUGGACACUGAGGAUGCUGCGCGUGGACCACUCUCGGGAAUAUUCCGUUUGACGGAUUCGCCAAGGGUCAUGAAAAAGUUGCAGGAAUGCGAAAGGGCUGGAAAGCGAAAGAAGGAGGAACCAGCACAGCCCCAACAGCCGCAGCCCCCAAAACCGCAGGUCCAGGUGAGAAAGACCCCAGCAGCCACAGCCAGACAAGUCAGCGAGGACGACGAGAUCUCGCGAAUCAAGAAACAGAACAAGAACGCGCCUUCGUCCUCGGAAACCGUAGAAGAGAGACCAGCGCCAACUCCGGUGCCAGCUCACGCAACACCCGUCAGAGAACUGCCGGAACGGGAACCAGAGGAACCACCCCGGAGAACAUCAGUCGCUAGCAGAAGAACCUCAACGGAAGCUCAUGCUCCAGCAACCAGAAGUGCAUCUUCGGAAUCCAGCACGGGUUCCGAAAGUUCUACGGGAUCAGGAAUCCGUAGCACCGGUGCGCCAUUUACUGCCGAAGAAAUGAAGCAGAAAUAUUUGUCCAGGGCCCCACCUACGAACACGACGACAACCCUGUCAUCCGCACCAGGUGUCACUUCCGGCGCAAGGGACUCCUCAUCCAGCGCUACCAGCCCCCGACCUUUCCAGAGCCGUUUUUUAGGCGGAGGUAACCGAGCUGCCCCGCCGCCACCACCACCCGUGGCAGCAAGGGAGGAGCCGGCCAAGAAGAAGGAAGAAGAGGAGGAUGACGACGAAGAGACCAGUAGCUCCUCCGAGGAAACCGAAUCGGAAACGGAAGAGGAAUCAGAGACCGACGCCCAUCCUGCUGCUACACCUUCGACGCCGACGUCGGCGACGCAGGACCGGCAGAAGACCGAAUCCGCGAUGGCGCGUACGGACAUCGGUCCUCUUCUGGCUCGUAGUGCAGAAGCCAGACGUGGAAGCAAAGAGGAUUCACCUUCCACGAGGUAUUCGACGCCGAGAGGAAGUCCCGCUCAAUCUGUAACUUCCCCGACAACUAUGACGUCAUCCUCGACGGCGCCCAGCGGUUAUACCAGCAGGAUCGGUAACGACGAAACCGAUGAAACUUCGAAAAGCGUUAGUGUCGAGGAUAACGAUAUCGCGGCUAACGAUAACGAUAACGAGAUCGAUGAGAGUUUAAGAAUUUCGGAAGGUAAUAGGUACCGAUCGGACGAUGAUAAUUCGAGCAGUUCGGAAAGCGAAGAGAAUUCAGUUGUUAGCGGCGAGACUCUCGAGAGUAGCGAUAACGAUCUAGCGGCCAUAGCGAGUGAUAUCGAGAGCAGCGAUAACCGCACUAAGCUCCAUACGGAUGAGGAGGAUCAGAUUCAUCAGGAUAAUCAUCAGGACGAUAACGUAAUGUCUCUUAGCGAAAAUAGUAAGGAACCUACUACGAAUUAUACCACGGAAAGGAAUGACGAUCUCGCUGAGACGAGUGAUAACUUCCGGAAUAAUGAUAACGAUACUGUUUUAAUAAGUAACGACAAGAAUCGUGAAGAGCAUCAAAGUAUCACGGAGAAUCGUGAGACUGAGGACUCGUCGAGCGACGAGGAGUCCGAGGACGACGAUAGCUCCGUUCCUACCGUAAUGGAAAAUAUUGAGUCAAAAAUGAAUCGUAGUAGCGUCGAGGAAGUCGGUGACGUAGAUCCGGAUGGUCUUCCUGAUGGUUUCGGUGAUAACGUAAAGACUGUGGAAAAUUUAUUCGACGAUAACGGAUGGGUUGUAUCCGAGGAAGAUUCCGAUAAAAUUCCUCCUGGUCGGAGAAGCUCUUCGAGGAUGGACAGUUGGCCGGUGGAGGAGAAUGAUCAGUCGAGGAAGGAUCAGUCCCGGAAAUCGACGAAUGAUGAUGACUCGGAGACGGAUGAAUCCUUGGAAAAGGAUUCGGAGGAUAACGAUGCGUCCAGCCAAAGUAUAAAGACCAAUUCGAAGGACGAUCCCGUGAAUAAUUCCGAAAGCUCCGAAUUUUCCACAAGGCGUAAUUCGUACGCAGAAGGUAGUAUCGGUAAUAACGGUUGGGUAGUGUCUGACGUGUCCGAUAACUCUGAUAACGAAUCCGAGAAAGGAACGAACGGUACGAAGAUGGGUACUACGGAUGAGAAUGAUAACCUGGAGACAAACGAGAGUAAAUCUAUGAACGAACGGCAGAAGGUCGAGGGGUACCGUGUGGGAUCGAAUUUGAGUCUUGAUGAAGAACCGGAAGUGCCGGACACGAGGAGUUUGGACGAAAGAGAAAUGAACGAAACGGAAAGUGAUCUGGACGAUGAUAACAGGGCUAAUGACGAAGACGUGAAAGAGAACGCGGAGGAUGGUAGGCGAGAAUCGGCAAAGCUGAAUAAACUAGAGAAUGGUAACGCGAUAGCUGAUAACAGAAAUAACGAGAGGAAGGUCAACGAUAACGGCGAAACGGCUGAACUCGAUAGCAAUGUACCAAUGCAAAUGGUAACCACCGUCUUCUGUGUGUCCGUACUGUGUUACAGCGUUCUCAUUAAUCUCUUCAUGUGAUUUUAAAAAGAUUUCUUUUUUUUUUUUGUCGCGUCGAUUAAUCAACAUCCCUUCCCUUUGACCGCCCAUCGUCAGCUAUAAAUAUAUAACCAAUGAUAAACGACAAUCGACAAGAGCGACCCUGGCGGAUGGGAGCUUAAACUUCCAUUUUUUUCUUUUCUUAUUCUUCUUCGUCGUCACUUUUUUUUAUUCCUUUGAGCACACUCAAUUUUCUUUAAUCCUCUCGUGCCAAUGAGACUAGUUGAUCUCGCGUGAUAAAAGUUUAAAGGUCAAGAGGAACCUCGUGCCCUGUUGGUAGGCGUUGUCUGCAUUUUAUUCUUUUUAUUUUUUUAAGUAUUCUGACAUUGUGAUAAAUCUACGUGUACAAUCGUCAUUGUGCGAUACGUUCCUAUCGGCUUAAAUCCUUAAAGUAAUUUUAUAGAAUAUUUCGUAACGUCUAUACGACAUACUGUAUACUAUAUAUAUAUAUAUAUAUAAGCCUCGCUCAAAAGCAUUGCUGGCUUUUCUUAGAGUCUCUCGCGAGUUGGACAGGAAAGAUAGAGAGCAAAAAAGAAAGAUAAAGGAUAAUUCAUUGAAAGAAACGAAUAAGAAUAACGCGAACGCGGAGAUUCAAUCUUUGUUGUCCCUUGCUUUCGCAUAUCGUUUCUUCGCUACUUCAAUUUCUCUUGCUUUUGCACGUCGCAGUAAGUCGAGCGCCCAGAGAGUCGUAGAGAUCGUUGAUCGCCGCGCAUUUAUCAUUUAAGUUUUUGUACUUUUCCUAGAUCCUAGAUCCUAGAUAAAGAGAAAUAAUAGGCUUGGCGACAGUUUGUUGGGUGUGGUGAAUAAACUGCAUUGUUGUGA